AUGGAUUACUCUGAUGCUUUCCGACUUGUCAAUUUGGCAGUAGGUGUUUUUAUGGUUCUUGGUGGAAUUUCCCAAUUCUUUCCUUUAGGCUUCCAAUCUAUUAUCAUUGGAUGUUACGUUAUCAUCUUCGGAAUCUGCACUGCUCUUCUUGAAUUCCAAAUUCCACCACAAGUCUCGCGCUAUGCAUCUUUCCUCUUUUCCUUCCUUGGACGAGGAAUCUUCUACGUAUUCGUUGGAUCCAUUCUCUUACACGACCACGUCUUGCGCGUCAUUGCCGGUUCUUUAAUUGGCAUAAUCGGUCUUAUUUACAUUGGUCUCGAGUUUGUACCAUCUAUCGAGCCACCUGCGAACAUGAGAGAAGCAGAUGGAGGAUGGGGCGCCGAACAAGUCUAA
This is a messenger RNA of Botrytis fragariae, 393 nucleotides long. Its product is annotated as putative copi associated protein. Gene Ontology annotation, cellular component: Golgi membrane. NCBI's taxonomy places the organism in Eukaryota, Fungi, Ascomycota, Leotiomycetes, Helotiales, Sclerotiniaceae. Gene Ontology annotation, biological process: vesicle-mediated transport. The transcript has 7 exons. The coding region runs from base 1 to 393 and encodes 130 amino acids. The record is from RefSeq and is a predicted model, not a curated record.